CCCACGUCAUUCCGUCAUCGCUGCAACCCAUUGUUCUCGAGAGAUAUAUAUACACCCAACGUUCUGCUACGGACCCCCAAUUCACAUCGCUCACACCACUACAACCUCGACGUGGCUUCCAUACGCAUUACACGAAGACUCUUUGCUACGAUGACUUCUACUGAAGGAAAGAACCCGACUCGCGUCGCCGCCGGCCUGAAGGCUGCCAUCCACAACCCCAACGUCUCCGAGGAGGCACGGGAUCGUGCCGCAGACAGGCUCGAGGACAUCAGCGGUAACGGCGGCGGACAUGGAAACGGUACCACGACCACCUCUUUCGAGGACCAGCACAGCAACCGCGAGCUGGGCGGCUACAAAGCGACCCUGCACAAUGACCGCAGCUCUGACGAGGCUAAGGAACACGCGCGAGAGGUGCUCGAGGCCGCCGGCUACACCGUCGAGCCGGGCCCUGGCGUGAGUCCCGACGAGCAUCAAACUCGCGUCCUCGCCGGUUACAAGGCUGCUUUGCAUAACCCUCGCGUGUCCGAUGCAGCUAAGCAACACGCCAAGAUAUACCUGCGGGAGCACGGCGCGGCGAAUUAGAUGAGAAGUCAAAAGACUGAAGCAAUAUUAGUUGUAUCAUAGUGUAUCUAUUAGCUAUGUAACUCAAAGGGAUCUCGGUUGGCGCAUUGCAUUGCGUUGCGACCUC
This is a messenger RNA of Rhodofomes roseus, 688 nucleotides long. RefSeq lists its product as uncharacterized. The transcript is spliced from 4 exons. Lineage: Eukaryota; Fungi; Basidiomycota; Agaricomycetes; Polyporales; Fomitopsidaceae. The record is from RefSeq and is a predicted model, not a curated record. Bases 151 to 582 code for a protein of 143 amino acids. Gene Ontology annotation, cellular component: cytoplasm.